Molecule: messenger RNA, 856 nt
Organism: Pieris rapae (cabbage white)
Lineage: Eukaryota; Metazoa; Arthropoda; Insecta; Lepidoptera; Pieridae
Exons: 5
Coding region: 102-704 (200 amino acids)
Source: RefSeq, a predicted model, not a curated record
AUGUUUAUGGGUUGACUAUGACUAAUGUUAUUUUUGUUUACUAAUGUUUCUCUUAUUAGCGUUAGACCAUAUUUUCACUUAAAUUAUUAAAUAUUAAGUAAAUGAAUGAGUCAACAAAUAAACGUGUACGCUCCAGCAAUUGGGAUGAUUAUGAUAAAGAGGUCCUUCGAACCUUGGCGCUGCAGCGGGCUGAUAUAUUGGAAAAUAAAGACACAACAACUAAAGUUAAUGCUGCGAAAAAAAAGGCUUGGGAGGAGGUUGUGACUAGUUUCAACAGAGUUUCGCGUAACAAAAGAGAUUUGCCCCAAAUUCUCAAUCAAUGGAGGAAUAUGAAAACUAGGGCUAAAAGUAUGUCUACUGAGAGAAGAGAUAGUAGUUCAACUAGUAAUGAGUUUAUUUUACCAGAAGUGGAAUUGAUUGUGGAACCAGAAACCUCAACUGUAGGGGAAGUAUUUUCAGCAGGAAGUUCCUCAAAAAAAACUAAAAAGAAAAAUAAUUUGAAAUCAAAUUGUUGUAAUCAAGACCAUGAACAUGAAAUAUACCUCCUCGCAAAGAAAAGCAGGGAAGAAGUCAUGUGGCAACAGAGACAGCUGCAUGAAACCAGAAUGCAACAAGAAAAGGAGAUUCAUGAAAAAAGGAUUGACUUAAUGAGACUAGAGGAAGAAUAUUGGCGAUUAAAAAUGAAACGAAUUUAUGACACAUAGCUAAAAUAAUUUUAUAACAAUUGUUGUGACUUGGUUGUGUGUUAUCAAUUAACAACUGCAACAUGACUUGAUGUGAUGAAAUAGAAGAAGUUCUUUCAUAAACAAAGCAGUGAGAGUGUGUCAGGUUCAGUUUAAUAUAUCCUUGAAAUUUA